AUGACAACUACUUCAAAUCAUCCUCAAGUUAUUUUCAUUGGUAUUGCUGGUCCAUCGGGUUGUGGAAAAACAACUUAUGCUAAACAUUUAGUCGAUCAUCUUCAUUCACCAUUACAUCUUAUUGAAUUAGAUCAUUUUUAUUUUCGUCCAGUUACAAUUGAUCAUCCUAUUCUAGGGCGUAUUAAAAGUGAUGAAGAACCUGAUACUUUACACAUUCAAUCUUUAUUAACUUUGAUACGACAGAUUAAAUAUGAACCAGAAAAACUAACUCGAUAUCAUCAAAAUGAUAUUUCUAUUAAUAAUAAUAAAUAUAUAUUUGUUAUAAUCGAAGGUUUUCUUCUAUUUGCUUUAUCUGAUGAAUUAACAAAUAUGUUCGAUAUACGAAUAUUUUUUGAAUCAACACAAUCUGAAUGUCGCAUGAAACGUUAUCGUCGUCAUUCAAGAAUACAUGAUACAAUACCUGAUGAACGAAUAAUUAUUCCAAAUGAAUUUCAACAAUGGUUUGAUCAUUUAGUUUGGACUGAAUAUUUAAAAAGACGAGAUUUACAAAUAUCAAAAGCUGAAAAAAUAUUUCAUUUCGAAGAAUAUCAAGAUAAACAAUACAUACAACUUAAUAAUUAUAUUGAUAAACGUUUGAAAGACAUUAUAGAUAAAAGAAAAACUUAA
Molecule: messenger RNA, 666 nt
Organism: Rotaria sp. Silwood2
Lineage: Eukaryota; Metazoa; Rotifera; Eurotatoria; Philodinida; Philodinidae
Source: the annotation of a GenBank genome assembly